This is a messenger RNA of Coccidioides immitis RS, 330 nucleotides long. RefSeq lists its product as uncharacterized. Lineage: Eukaryota; Fungi; Ascomycota; Eurotiomycetes; Onygenales; Onygenaceae. Bases 1 to 330 code for a protein of 109 amino acids. The transcript is spliced from 2 exons. The record is from RefSeq and is a predicted model, not a curated record.
AUGGAAAGGUGUCUCCAUGCAAUAAUGAAAGUAUCUUCGAUUGUUGCUCGCAAGAACGACGUACCUACCAGUAUCUUGAAGACCUAUCUCCAAGUCUUCAGCCAGGUCACGACCGUAUGGUCAACGCAAGUUCUCAGACGGGACGGAUAUUCGAACGGAGGUGCAGAAUACAACCUCUCUGGCUUCAAGGAUUCCCUCAGUACUCCGUCGACCAACUUGCGAUCCGUGGCUGCAUUUAGCGGCCCGAUCCAGAACUUACUCCGUGUCGUACCGACCUUUCGAAGUUCUGCAGGAUGGACAUACAAGUUAUCGGACGGAAACGCGGAAUAG